Molecule: messenger RNA, 4467 nt
Organism: Pochonia chlamydosporia 170
Lineage: Eukaryota; Fungi; Ascomycota; Sordariomycetes; Hypocreales; Clavicipitaceae
Product: WSC domain-containing protein
Exons: 4
Coding region: 1-4467 (1488 amino acids)
Molecular function (GO): protein binding
Source: RefSeq, a predicted model, not a curated record
AUGGCUCUUCGUGCACUCCUGGCUACGGCCACGAUCUUCGUCGGCCUGGCCAAUGGCCUUGCUGAUACCGACACAAUCACCUGGGGAGGUGAUAACUCGAGAGCAGGCUAUCAAACGAAUCACAAUAUGGAUCCGUCAAUUGUUGGUAGCAACCAGUUCGGUCAAAUCUUCAGAACAAAGCUGCCAGGAGUAUGGGUUGGUCAACCGGAACAAGUCUUCUCACAGCCACUUGUCUAUACGCCCAAAGGCAGCGACAAGCAAUUCGUGUACUUUGCGACAACCCAGAACAACGUUUAUAAACUCGAUGCGAAAACCGGCGAAAUACUCAAGUCGCGCAACCUUCAUAUUCCCUUUCUGACUGCCGAUCUUGACGGCUGCGUCGACAUUAACCCGACAAUUGGCAUCACUGCGACUGGUGUUAUUGACCCCGACACAGAUACUCUGUACUUGACGGCCAAGACCUAUGUCGAUCAGACGCUUGGUGAAAAGGCCCAAGGCAAACCGGCUGGUCGAUACUACGUUCAUGCCCUUGAUGUGAACGAUCUUUCCGAGCGCCCCAAUUUCCCCAUCAAUCUCGAAGGCCUCAUUGCUAGCAACACCAAUGAGCGCAUGUUCCAAGGUGGCAUCCAUCACCAGCGUCCAGGUUUGCUGCAUACUGGCAACUUCAUCUAUGCUGGUUUCGCAUCGCACUGCGUGCAGUAUAACUUCACGGGUUGGAUCAUCGGCUGGGACAAGACGUCCGGAAAAAUUGUCGAGAAAUGGGCAACCGAAGGUGAAGGCGUCCCAAAUACCAUCAAGGGUGGCGGUAUUUGGAUGUCUGGCGGAGGUAUUGCCUCUGAUGAUAAUGGCUCCAUCUUCCUUGCGACAGGAAAUGGUUAUGCCUCUCAGCUGGCUGAUGUGCCGGUCAACGGCUUCAACCCGCCCACAUCGUUGGAAGAGGCCGCGCUCCACAUGACCAUUAAUGCGGAUGGUAGUCUGCGGCUGGUCGAUUUCUUCAUGCCUUGGGAGAAGCGAGCGCUGGAUGGUGCAGAUAAAGAUCUUGGAACGAGUCCCUUGGAGAUUUUGCCUAGCCAAUUUUCGUGCGGAGCCAUCAAACGCAUUGGUGUCGUAACGGGAAAGAGCGGCAAGACGUACUUUCUCAAUCUGGACAACUUGGGCGGCUACAAGAACGGCAAAGACGGUCUCGACGACGUUAUUCAGGUUUACGAAAACCUGAACUCUGUUUACGCCGGCGCUGGUGUCUAUCCCUUGGAAGGCGGAUAUAUCUACAUCAACGUUAUACAGCACCCGUCAAUUGUCUUCAAGUUCUCCUGCGCUAAUGGUCGCCCUUCCUUCUCCAAGGUUGCUGAGACGCCCACGAACAAUGCUUAUAUUCUUGGAGUCAGCCAUGGCACAACUACUUCGCUCAAUGGGCAACCUGGAACUGGUCUUCUCUGGAUCACGGACGUGCAGGGCCUCAACCUUCGAGUUUAUGAUGCGGUGCCUCAGGGCGGGACCAUGAAUCUAAUCCAGUCUUUCAGCAUUCCCGGCGUCACCAAGUUUACCCGACCUGUCUUCGGUAAUGGUAUCGUCUAUGUCGGCACUACUCAAGGCUACGUUUAUGGGUUUGGCUCCCCGGUCAACGUCCCUCUCAAUUGCACGUCACCGGUGGAUUUCGGUGGCGUCAACAUGAAGAAUACUAGCAUCGCCAAACCAGUUACUUGCAAGGCGCUGAUUGGGGUUACCGUGACAGGCAUUGAACUCAACGACGUCAACACCAAAGAUUUCAGCAUCUCUGAUUUGCCGAAUCUGCCUCUGGAGCUUGCUGUUGACCAGACUUUUACCGUCAAUGCCAAAUUCUCGCCUUCCAAAGUUGGUCUGCAAUCCAGCGAUAUCGUUGUUAACACUACCAACUCUGCGGCCGGAUACAGUACUGGCACUCAUGCCCGGCUUACUGGUACUGGCCAGAGCGCAGGGCCUCUUUUGGAUGUCACGCCCGUCAUCCUCACAUUCAAGAAAGCUGUCACUGGAGAGGACCCCACGGGAGUUUCGGAGAGCAUUCUUGCGUCCAACUUAGGCAAUGGACAGCUUACCGUCCAGUCUGUGCUCUAUUCGACCACCAGCACCGACGGCCCAUUUGAGGCUUGGAACGGCCAAGGAGAUUUGGUUGUGGGCAAGUUCAGACUUCAGCAGCUCCCAUCUACCAUUGCACCCAACUCGGUAGCCACGGUCAACAUCCAGUUUGACACAUCUGAAAGUGGUACCUACUCUUGCUACAUCAAGUUCGUUUCCGACGGGGGCAACAAAACGGUCUCCAUGGCAGCGUCGGCAGGCCCUGCGCCCAAAGCUUUGCUCGAGUUCCAAACGUCUGAUGCCACUGGUUGGGUCACAUACAAGCCUGGCACGCCCUUCAGCUUUGGCAAUGUGACCGAAAAUACUUCCAAAUCGCUCAAGUUUCGAGUCACAAAUAGUGCUGCUUCCGGUGCGGUUCCUCUGUCACUGACUGUGUCAAAACCACCCUUCGGUGUUGCUGGACUUGUCAGAGCCUUGAACCAAGUCGAUCUUGCCGAGGGCACAUCCCUCGGAGCAGGCGAAAGCGCCAAUGCCACGCUCAUAUGCAAUGUGCCAUAUGCUCAAUGGAACACUGCACCGUAUAAUGGCACAGCGCAGUGGACCAUGAACACCAAUGAUCCUACCUUUGAGAAGCAGUUUAUUCAAUUCUUCUGCAAUGCCGUCGCCGAACAGGCUCCACCGCUUCUGCCAAAUGGCCAAGGCCAAUUCAAGUAUGUUGGUUGCUACAAGGACAACACUCCAGAUCGCCAGUUACCUCAGCAAAUUCUCGCCACGGAUACCAUGACCAAUGCGGAUUGUAUCAAUGCCUGCAACGAGAAAGGCUACAUUUUCUGCGGCACACAGUACCACCGCGAAUGUUGGGCGGGCAAUACUAUUCCUCUCGAAAAAGUUGAUGAAGCCAAUUGCAACUUCUACUGCUUGGGAGCUCUGAAACAGAUCUGUGGUGGAAACGGAAACAACAAUGACGGCACUUACAUGUCAGUGUUUGGCGAUACCCUCAAGUGGGACGGCAACACAACGAAACCCACAACUCCCCCUGGACCGGUAGUUAACCCCGGAGUAUCGGGGUAUAAGAGCAUUGGCUGCUACACUGAGGCAACAGACGGUCGUGCGCUGAGCCACGGGAUCGGCACUGAUAAGAAGACGGUGAAGAAUUGUGUUGAUGGCUGUAAGGCUGGCAACUACAUGUAUGCUGGUGUAGAAUAUGGAGGCGAGUGUUGGUGCGGUAGCGAGCUUUCUGCCGGUGCAGUUCCCGCUCCCGACAAGGAGUGUAGCAUGACUUGCAAUGACAACUCAACCGAGUAUUGUGGUGGCCCCUCUCGUCUCAAUGUGUAUCAACUUGACGUCGGUAACACCACAACCACAACUUCAACGCCAGUUUCAACACCCAUUUCAACACAAGAUUCAACCUCAACGCCGAUCACUCCAACAAUUUCCACUGCUCCAUCCACCCCUACGCCCACUGGUCCAGUCAAGAAGGCAAAGGUCGGAAAUUGGAAUUACCAGGGUUGCUGGACGGAAGCAACGAAUAGCCGUGCGCUCAAUGACCGCAUGAAUGCAGAUGACACGAUGACACUCGAGUUGUGCGCCAAAUUCUGCGAUGGCCUAACAUACUUUGGCGUAGAGUACGGACGAGAAUGCUACUGUGGCAACGAGCUGCAGGCAGGCAGUGUCAAAGCUGACAACCAGGACGACUGCAACUUCCCAUGCCCUGGCGAUCCAACGGAAUUUUGUGGUGCUGGCGUAAGACUGGAGCUUUACAAAUAUGCGGCACCUAACUCUUCAUCUACCUCGUCCAGUGCCUCUCCUGGUGGUGAGAACGGUCAACUCCCUACAACAUCAGCCCUUACAACCCCCUCGGCGACCGAGCCGGCUGUGAUUACUUCUAGCCCAGUUGAUUCCGCGGCUAGUUCAGCGACCGAUUCGCCCACAUCAACUGACACCUCUUUGCCGGACAAUUCAUCUACACCCGCUGCAAGCACAAACCUCGAAAGCACCUCAGACGUACCAUCAUCUACUGAGACCACAACAGCAGCAGCUACGCCAACUCCCACGGGGCCAGUUAUCUCUGAGGGCAACGCCAACUUCACUUACUACGCUUGUGUGGCGGAGCCAUCAGUCGGCCGGCUUCUUGACAACCAAGUUCUCAACGCGGACAACAUGACGAUUGAGAUGUGCCUUGGCAACUGCUACAAAUACAACUAUGCAGGUGUUGAAUACGGCCGAGAAUGCUGGUGUGGUGAUGCAUUGAAUUUGGCUGGUGGUGAAGGGGGCAACCCUGGAAAGAACGUUACCGACACGGAGUGUGACUUCUUAUGCCCUGGCAACAGCACGGAAUACUGUGGCGCUGGGGUAAGACUCAGUCUGUAUUCUCACAGAAAUAUAACAAAGAGACUGGACUGGUCGAUCCUUUGA